CCGGGCAGCGGCAGCUGGCUCACUGUGGCGGCUGCGCAUAGGCGCCCCGCGGCCCCUCUCAGAAAAUGUGGGAUCAAGAAAAGGACCAUUUGAAAAAAUUCAGUGAGUUAAUGGUUGCAUUCAGGGUCCGGCCAACAAUUCUCAUGCCCUUUUGGAACGUGAUGGGUUUUGCCCUGGGAGCUGGGACCGCCUUGCUUGGGAAGGAAGGAGCGAUGGCCUGCACUGUGGCUGUGGAAGAAUCGAUAGCACAUCACUACAACAACCAGAUCAGGACUCUGAUGGAGGAGGACCCUGAAAAAUAUGAGCAACUUCUUCAGGUGUUAAAGAAAUUUCGGGAUGAAGAGCUCGAGCACCAUGACACAGGCCUCGAACACGAUGCAGAAUUGGCUCCACCAUAUGCCAUUUUGAAGAAUGUUAUCCAAGCUGGGUGCAGCAUGGCGAUAUAUUUAUCAGAAAGAUUUUAAAGUACAUCCACUUACCCCUCUCUAUAGAAGAUGAUAUUAAUUUAACAAGUGACAUU
Messenger RNA from Choloepus didactylus (southern two-toed sloth), 520 nucleotides. RefSeq names its product 5-demethoxyubiquinone hydroxylase, mitochondrial-like. Bases 66 to 464 code for a protein of 132 amino acids. Gene Ontology annotation, molecular function: 3-demethoxyubiquinol 3-hydroxylase activity. Gene Ontology annotation, cellular component: nucleus; mitochondrial inner membrane. The transcript has a single exon. Gene Ontology annotation, biological process: ubiquinone biosynthetic process; regulation of gene expression; regulation of reactive oxygen species metabolic process. The record is from RefSeq and is a predicted model, not a curated record. Lineage: Eukaryota; Metazoa; Chordata; Mammalia; Pilosa; Megalonychidae.